UAUUGUAUUUCAUUUGGUCAAGAUGGAAAUUUUAAAUCUGGUCUUACUGGCAGUGUGCAUCGGCAUCUGUCAUGCCACGGAAAAUAAUUUUCUAGGAGACCUGCCAUUGGAAAAUCCGGAUCUCAUAGAAGGAGACAUUCUUCCAAUAGAUGACUCAAAUGACAGAAAUGCUAUUGUUAAUACAGGACAACUAUGGCCAGGAGGAGUAGUGCCAUACGUACAUGAGCCAGGCUUGAUUUCCUACCAAACCAUUCAUCCUGCUCUUUGGGCAGUAGCAGUAAGUAUGUUUGAAAAGAACACCUGUGUCCGUUUUGUGCCGAGAACUAAUGAGAAGGAUUAUGUCAGGAUAUUCCUUGGACAAGGGUGUUACUCUCACGUCGGUAAAACGGGAGGUGCACAGCCACUUUCUCUUGGUAAAGGAUGUAAUUUUAUGGGCACAGUCACACAUGAGCUCACCCAUGCACUCGGAUUCUAUCAUGAACAGAACAGAUCUGAUCGAGAUGAUUACAUUGAUAUUCACUGGGAAAACAUAAAAGAAGGAAUGGAGGACCAAUUCAUGAAAUUGAAACCUCAUCAAAAUCAACUGUUGACGCCGUUCGAUUAUGAUUCUAUUAUGCUGUAUGGGUCUUAUACCUUUUCCAAAGAUCGCAAGAAUAAGCUCAUGACCAUGACGGGUAAAGGCAAUAAGUAUCUACAAGAAGUGGUCCAUAAGUACUUCAUGAGCAAGAGUGAUUUUUUGAGAAUAAACAAGUUAUAUAAUUGCACUGAACAUUUAAAGAAAAUGUAAAAUUUAAAUGUAUCUUAAUUUGUUGUGUACAUUUUGCUAAAUUAAAUUUUGGGGAAAUAAACUCUGAGAAUGUUUUUA
Messenger RNA from Stegodyphus dumicola, 865 nucleotides. Its product is annotated as astacin-like metalloprotease toxin 5. Gene Ontology annotation, molecular function: metalloendopeptidase activity; zinc ion binding. Gene Ontology annotation, biological process: proteolysis. Lineage: Eukaryota; Metazoa; Arthropoda; Arachnida; Araneae; Eresidae. The record is from RefSeq and is a predicted model, not a curated record.